Molecule: messenger RNA, 1116 nt
Organism: Arachis duranensis
Lineage: Eukaryota; Viridiplantae; Streptophyta; Magnoliopsida; Fabales; Fabaceae
Product: disease resistance protein RML1B-like
Exons: 2
Coding region: 1-1116 (371 amino acids)
Source: RefSeq, a predicted model, not a curated record
AUGCAUAAUCUUGUUAAUUUAGAGGAAGUAGAUCUAACAGAUUCCCAAAAGUUGGUGAAACUUCCAGAUUUCUCCAAGGCAGACAAUCUCAAAAGUGUACAUCUGUCUGGCUGUCGAAGUUUGCGUCAUAUCCAUCCAUCUCUUUUAUCACUUGGAAAACUUGAACUUUUAGAUCUUCUGAACUGUGCAAAACUUGAGAGGCUUGAAACUAAGAUGCAUUCAAAAUCUCUUAAGCACCUCUAUAUCAAGAGCCGCACAAGUUUAUCCUAUGUCAGUCACUUUUCAUCUUUACAGAAAUUACUUCUAGAUGGAAGCCCUGUGGAGACAUUGCCGAUGAGCAUUAAGCACCUUACGGAGCUGAAAACACUGUCACUAAAAGGGUGUAAGAUGCUUCAAUAUUUGCCAGAGCUUCCAUCAUCUAUUCGUCAUUUGACUGCUCUAAACUGCAUAAUGCUGCAAACUGUGACAUUCAGUUCAAAUAUUCCUAGACUACAAGAAGAAAAAUGCAUAAACAUCUCGUUCCAUAAUUGCAUGAAGUUGGAUGUGGCUAAUUGUAUUUAUUGGUACCUUAAAGAUAUAAGGAAACUUGCUUACGUGUGUGAAUCCAGAAGAGGAGGAAAAAGAGUAGUUCGGAGAAGUGAUUUCUUAAAGAUUUGUUACCUCGACUACAGAGUACCAGAGUGGUUCAUGCAUCGGACAAAGGGUACUUCCAUAACUUUUGAAGUUUCUUCACCUUCCAGUUAUGGUUUUAGUUCCCUUCUCUGCGUUGUCCUCCCUAAGUAUAGUUUGGAUUAUGAACUUGAUAUUAAAUGCCGUUGCUACUUGGAAGAUGGUAUUAACAUGCACAAAUAUUCAUUUGGCAUAUUAUUUCUAAAUCACAUUCCGGCAGAAGGGUGUUCUGAUCAUGUUUAUAUGGCAUAUAAUUAUGGAGGCAUCUUUGAUGUAAUCAAGCUGGACAGAUUGAAUAAUAAGAUUGCGUCUUCCGGGAAAAACCCAAAACUCACAUUUGAAUUCUUUGUCAGCAGUGGCGAUACUGGAAGUAAACAAGAUGAUAACUUGUUGAUCAAAGAGUGUGGUGUCUAUCCACUAAAUGACUCCAAUUUUAGAAUUGAAUAG